Molecule: messenger RNA, 1134 nt
Organism: Ostreococcus tauri
Lineage: Eukaryota; Viridiplantae; Chlorophyta; Mamiellophyceae; Mamiellales; Bathycoccaceae
Product: Protein of unknown function DUF1751, integral membrane, eukaryotic
Exons: 2
Coding region: 1-1134 (377 amino acids)
Biological process (GO): retrograde vesicle-mediated transport, Golgi to endoplasmic reticulum
Cellular component (GO): membrane; Golgi apparatus
Source: RefSeq, a predicted model, not a curated record
AUGGCGUCCGCGGACGUCGAGCGCGGACGACCGGAUGCGAGCACGUCGGAAGAUGCCGACGACGGGACCUUUGUCGUCGUCGCCAAGGCGGUGGGGCGAACGGUGCGAGGGAAUCUGUGGCGAAGCGCGAAGACGUCGUGCGCGUUCACGAGAAUGACGUGUGGGGUGCUGAUCGGGGGAUGCGUCGCGAGAACGGUCGUGUUCGGAAAGGCGUUGGAUGAGUUCGCGGCGCUCACGCCGUUCAAGGCGAUGUCGCGCCCGUGGACGCUCGCGACGAGCGGGUACUACGAGCUCACGAUCGCGGGGUGCGUCGUGGAUUGCUGCGGAUUGCUGUACAUUGGGAAUAUUCUGGAGCCGGUGUGGGGCGCGCGAGAGCUCGCGCGAUUCGUCGUCGUCGUGAACGUCGCCACGGCGACUCUGAGUUGGCUCUCGAUGUGCGCGCUGUACGUCUUCAGCGGCUUUGACGAGUUUUAUCUCUUCGCGCGCUUCUCCGGUUUUCACGGUGUCCUGGCCGCGAUGCUCCUCGCGCUUCGUCAAACGUCGCCAGAGGAACCGGUAUUCGACGAUGAGAACUUUGGCGGGGACGACUGCGCGUCUCUGCGGUCGCUUCGCAACAAACAACUCAUCGGUUACUACCUAUGCGGAACGGCGAUGUACGCCUUCAUGAGUGGUGGGCGACACCAUCACAUCGGGCUGUAUCUCUUCGAUAUCUGGGGUGCGUACUCGGCUUGGGUGUACUUGAGAUUCUUCCAGCCUCACGGAACGGGUCAGCGCGGAGAUAGCAGCGCAGACUUCGCCUUUGCCGCUCUGUUUCCACCCGCGGCGAGACCCGUCAUCGCUCGCGUCUCCGCUCCCGUGGGAGCCGCCGCGCGCGCGUUACAAGAACGACGACGACGAGCCAUGGAAGCGCGCGCCACCGCCGCGGCAUCGAACGAACAGCACGUCGCACAAACGUCAGCGAGCGCCGCAGCCCUAGCUGCCGUUCGCGCCAAGGUUCAGAAAUCCGAAAACUCCCAACGGGAGGAGGAUGACGACGCCAAGGCGAAGCGCGAGCGCUUGGAAGCGCGCGGCCGAGCCAUCGUGGCCGAGCGCACCGCGAACGCGUCCUCCGCGAACGAAGAAAAUCGCGAAUAA